CUACAGAGACCCGUUUGGCUCUUUCACCAUCACCUGCUGCGUAGCGGUGCACACGGGGCCGACAACUCUGCGACGUUUCCUCUAUAGCGAAUUGAGAUUCUGCAAAACGUAUGGAUAUCUGAUAUUAACAAAGCCGGGACACAUCAACAGCUUAAUGCACGUGCUCAUAUUUUGAUUCAGCAACUUCUCCAACAUUGCGAGUAGCCGUUGACCCUGAACGCCUCCGUGCCCAAACUGCUGUCCUCCUCGAAGAUCUGCGUGCCGUGAUCAACCCCACUCAACCCUAAACAUUUGGCCAGGAUGGAGCAGGUCUAAUGUAAUUAUAAUGGCCUGUAAGCUUUUGUCUCGCAAGUGGGAUCAACCUGUUGUACGUUUAUUAUAACAUAGAUCUCUUCUCCGCCGCGCGCCAGCCUGCUUUUACGCGCAACGAUGAGCUCGGAGAAGCCAAACUUUCUGGCACAGCCCGUAGUGAAGAGCAUUUUCAUGUACCGAAAUGGCGACCCUUACUACGAGGCACGACGGAUUGUGAUAAACCAAAAGAGGGUGUCCAACUUUGAGACUUUGCUGAGAGAGGUGACCGGCGGGAUACAAGCCCCGUUUGGAGCGGUGAGAAACAUCUACACACCGAGGGGAGGACACAAGGUGGACUGCUUGGAGAGCCUGCAGAGCGGGGAGCAGUACGUCGCUGCUGGGAGGGAGAGAUUCAAAAGGCUGGAUUACCUACAUAUUGGCUCCAGAAGGAAGAGGAUGAUGCAGACUCUUCCAGCGCAGGCAAAGCCACUGCCACCGAAUCGAAUCAUUGUGUCAGCUCGAUUCCUGAAACCUCUUAAGGAGCCAUGUACAAUAUUCGUGGUAGCAAAUGGGGAUGUCUUGAACCCUGCCAUGAGGCUGUUGAUCCACCAGAGGAUGCUCGGACAGUUUGACAGAAUACUAGAGAUGAUCACAGAGAAGAUGGGUAUGAGAGUCCUUGGGGGUGCCCGAAGUCUCUACACCUAUGAAGGCCACCAGGUGACUGACGGGAAUCAGCUGGAAAGUGGUCAGCUGUACGUGGCUGUGGGAAGAGAAAGGUUUAAGAAGCUGCCCUACAGUGAUCUUCUCUUUACUAAACCCAGAGGAACAAGGAGGGUCAAUGGAAUGAAAGCUUACUCUCUACCACCUAUCUACAGAUUCUCCAAGCAAAAUGGAAAUAGUAAGUCCAUGGUCCGAUGCAGUGAUAGCGGAGGUGGAGACUCCAAGGCCUCUCCUCCAGCCCACAGCGGCAGCAACAAGGAUCACCUGUCCUCCAUCGUCAGAGAGAUCUCUCAGGCCAGACUCAUGACCCUCAGGAAGAAGAGGAGUGGACAAAGCAUGACCCUUGGCAUCUCUGAUAACGAUGACCUGGAAUCAAAGGCUGAUGAUGGAAACACUGAGGACAAAACACCCCAAGACCAGCCAGCUAAUGAGAAACCUGCAGACGAUGAUACACAAGCAGCAGAGGAGAAUGGUGAUGAGGCGGGAGAGAAGGAAAAGGCUCCUGCUGAUGAAAACACCACAGAAGAAGACACUUCUGCUAGCAAAGAAGAAGCAGAGGAAAACCCGGAGACGAGUGGUGAAAAAGAGGGAGGGGAAGAGAAGAAGGAAAAUGAGGAGCAGAAGGAUCAAAAAGAGGGAGAAGCAACAGCAGGAUCUGAGGAGAAGGAGGAGGAGGUAAAAGAAGAAGUAAAGGAGGAGAUCACGGAUGAGACUAAGGAGGAGGUUAAGAGUGAGGAGCAGGGGUCCAGCAGUAGCAACAGUGAUAAGACACAGGACAGUAAAGAGAAAGAGGAUGGAAGCCAUCCAUCUUCUGAGGGUGAAAAGGAUGAGGGAGACAAAAACACAGAAGACGAGAAGCAAGAUAAAGACAGUGGAAAGGGGGAGAAAAGCAGUGAGAGCCACGCUAAUGAUGUAGACACGGGGGAGAAACAGAGAGAGACAGAAAACAGCAGUGACCCGGGGAAGACUCAGUCAGAUAACGAGACAAAAGAGAACGAUAACGGCAGAAGCAGCACUAGAGGCAGUAACCAGGAAGAAGAUGUGAGCAAAACAAAAGAGGGAGCCACCAAAGAGUCAGGAGAAGAGGAGAGAAAGGUGAACGGAGAGGUCAGCGGAGAAGAUGAUGAGGUGGAAAGCGGAGCAGAGCCGGACGGGAACGAGAAAUCAGCCAAAGAUGCUGCGGCGAAUGGAGAGAAAGGGGAGGAUGAUGAUAAAGAUGAUCAAGACAAAAAGAAGAAAAGGGAGAAAGAGAAGGAUUAGGAAAGUUAUUUAAUAAUCAGUUGGGCAAACAGUGAGCAAAAGUUUAAAAUGCAGUCUAAAAAGUCAUGUAGGUGGCAGGGGGAAUUCACAGCCAGCAAAAGCAAGAAAUGUUUUACAAGACAGCCAUGCACCCAAAUGUCAAGCAAUUAAUAGAAGCUUUGAAUGUCUGCUUAAUGAUGUCAGGUACAGAAACAUCAUCAAAAUUUCAGGUAUGUAUUCAAAAGCUAUUUAUCAAAACAUUCAUAACCAUCAUGCCUGAAACAGUCAAAUAAAAGCCAGAGUAAUAUAUUCUUAUUUUUUGUUAAAGUCUUACCUCUUUGGCUGCUUUAUCAGUUCAGUACACACUGUCUGUGAGCACUGUAGUGAAUGAUGCAGGGGAUUUGCAAUAAUCUUACAGGCAUACAUUAAAGAAAACAAAUGUAUUUAUUUUUCACAGGUAUGGUAAUAAUAGUUGCUUGUUUUUAAAGAUGGUUUUGUAUGUCGGGUAUUUUUGUCUAUUUCCCAAAGCAAGUGAUGCAUAUGAACUUUUUUUUAAGUAAGUACAAUAAGCUAUGUGUAACAGUGUAAUCAUACUGUAUAUGUCUGAAUGUUAUUUCAGUCCAAAUCAUAAUCCUUUAUUACGUAGUCAUUAUGUCUAAUGCGUAUUUGUUUAU
Molecule: messenger RNA, 2924 nt
Organism: Epinephelus fuscoguttatus (brown-marbled grouper)
Lineage: Eukaryota; Metazoa; Chordata; Actinopteri; Perciformes; Serranidae
Product: doublecortin domain-containing protein 2-like
Exons: 9
Coding region: 430-2271 (613 amino acids)
Biological process (GO): neuron migration; regulation of cilium assembly; intracellular signal transduction
Cellular component (GO): microtubule; axoneme; kinocilium
Source: RefSeq, a predicted model, not a curated record